CAGUGCCCGGUCGCAGGUUACGUCGUCGCUUGGGAACCAAGAUGCCUCUCUCGACUUAGAGUUACGGACCUUGCGAACGCCUCCGGACAGUCGUGUCGUGCCACGGACACCUACAGCACCGCGAAAAAAGCCCUUACGCCGGGUGGACCGGCAUAACCUGCAGCCUCGACGUCUCACGUACGUUGAAGAUGUUGGAAACAUCAUGCCUCAAUGGGAACAGCACAUGGGACAGGACAGCAGCAACAUUGACAGUGGAAUCGAUCUCGGUCGCACGGUGCCAUUCAAUGGGGAUACCGACAAAGAAAAUCGGCCCGAUCCGGCCACCCUGGAUCCUACUGACAGUGAAACACACGAUGACAUAAUACCCAACUCCCCAAAAAAAACAGUCGAACCUGGAUCUUUAAGGUUCCAGAUAGAUCAAUGGAUGGAACACGUAAAGGCCAAUUUAUUCAACCAAUAACUGAAAUUAUUUUUGUUACUUUUUUGUUUUCAAAUAUAUUGAAUUUUAUUUAUACAUCACACGCCCAGUGUAUUAUAAACAAGUUUAAUAUAUGUGAUCCAAUAGGCAAACUAAACAAAAUUGUUGCCUAACAGAGUUUAUAGUAUGUAAGUGUUAUUGUUGAAAUAAACAAUGAAAAAAUUAAUUCAUGGUACAGGAGUCAGUAAAUAAAUACAAUUCGAGUAUCUUUGACAUGUAUUAUCAAAUGAUUUUAAACAACCAAAUAAUUUUACAUUUACAAAUAAAAUCAUGGUAGUUACAAUCAUGAGAGUCAAUCGUUUUAAUAAUCACAAUAAUAUAAUUAUAGCUGUGUGAUGAUAUUAUAAUAAAAAUAAUUUUUAAAAAUAAAAUAAAAUAAUGUUUUUCCAUUUGUACUACAUUUUGUCACAUUCAAUGUACAUGAGCUCUUAUUCCCGUGAUUCAUUAGAAUAUGCAGCACACGUAACAAUAUAAAACAUUAGUUAUUGUACAGCGGUGGUUUUCGUUUGUGUAAGUAUAUGUAUAAAUUAUGUCGAGAAAAGAAGAAUGUCAAUAAUCAAUGCUCUCGAGACUGUAUAGGUGGCUUAAAAUGAAAUGCAAGCUUUGUCGUUUUGGCAGCUAAGUACGACGACGAUGAAGCAUCAAGAGUCUAGUUAAUAAUGCGACUGAAGCUUUUAUUGGUCUCGUAGUUAGACCCACGCUUGUCUAUUCGGUCGUUAAUUUACUCAUCCGUUCAUCCACUCGUUUAUUUAUUCAUUUUUUUUUUUU
This is a messenger RNA of Copidosoma floridanum, 1246 nucleotides long. RefSeq lists its product as uncharacterized. NCBI's taxonomy places the organism in Eukaryota, Metazoa, Arthropoda, Insecta, Hymenoptera, Encyrtidae. The record is from RefSeq and is a predicted model, not a curated record.